AUGGUUCUGGCAGGGUUACAGUGCGUAACAGAAAAUUCCUCUGCAAAUACGAGCCCGUGGUUCCGCCACCACGCCGCCUCACCAUCGACAGUGACUUGCGCCAUCAUGUUUUCACUCGCCCGACACCCCGGGGAACGUUCGACCCAACCACCAACACCACCUAAGCCGUCCACUCCACAACAGCAACCUACCAUCGACGUACACCAGCAGCAUGAGCCACCUAACGGCGCAGACAUCAGUCACGUCGCUCAACCAGCGACAGCACUUACUGUAGUACGUCCUCCAGUGAUGCAGACACUACCAGCGACUAUACCACCAUUGUCACCACAUUCGCCACCGCCUCGCACCAUCCCACCUACUAACGUUAGACGUUCCGACAGUGUUCGAAAACCGCCUGUCUGGCAUAAGGACUAUAAUAUGACUUUGUGA
Anneissia japonica is the source of this 429-nucleotide messenger RNA. Its product is annotated as lysine-rich arabinogalactan protein 19-like. The record is from RefSeq and is a predicted model, not a curated record. The coding region runs from base 1 to 429 and encodes 142 amino acids. Lineage: Eukaryota; Metazoa; Echinodermata; Crinoidea; Comatulida; Comatulidae. The transcript has a single exon.